Penaeus indicus is the source of this 1590-nucleotide messenger RNA. RefSeq lists its product as uncharacterized. The transcript has 5 exons. The record is from RefSeq and is a predicted model, not a curated record. NCBI's taxonomy places the organism in Eukaryota, Metazoa, Arthropoda, Malacostraca, Decapoda, Penaeidae. Bases 104 to 799 code for a protein of 231 amino acids.
CCCCCCCCCCCCAACCUCACUUCCUCUGCGCCUCCUAUAAGAACGGCAGGAGGGGCGAGUGGGGACACACGGACAAGAUCACUCCUCAGAGAACUGAGUGACGAUGGCUCCCCGUUUUUCCUGGUUCCUGUUUCCCUUGCUGGCGCUCCUCUUCUGCCACGGUGCCGCCUUUGCUGCCGAGACGCUUCAAAAGACAGACAUCAAGACACUUCAAAAUAUUGCGAAAAUGGAAUGUCUCAAAAAAUAUAAAGGAAAACAGCACGCCGUGCUGUAUCUGACCGGAAAGGAGCUCAAGGACCUAAAGUGCCAUCAAAUUGCUUACUAUGAUGCGAGAAAUGUUAGUGCCAACUGCAAUAUCGCUCCCGUCUUCAAUGUGACACUUCGGGGGUCUAAUGAGACAUUUAAACAUAGUGAGUGGCAACUGAUCUACACGGCACUGAGGCCCAUGCUUCAGGAAUGGCAAGCGAACAACUCGGUUGACUUAGCCAACCCUGAGUGCCCCAAGUCACUCUAUCUCUACUCAUACCUUGCCCCCGACUACGCCCUACACAGAAAAAAGCUUGGUCGCACUUGUACACAUGCGAUCGUCACAGGGAUCCUCAACAUCCUAUACGAGAAAGGGUGCAACAACAAGACCAGGAUCGUAGUGGGAUUUUCAAAGGUAAAUCGGGUAUACCUAGCAGAAGCCUGUGAUGGUUAUAAGUUGAUGAAGCAGAACAAUAUAAAGGAGUAUCACCUGGAGAGCACAGAUAAACACAAAAAACUGAUCUGUAAUGGUGUAAUUCCCAAUGCUGGUUAGUCCGCGCCGCAGGACCGGGUCGUGAGGGAGGACUCGCGUGGCAUUGCUGUGCUGCAACAAGAGGCUCUCUGGUCACGGCAAGGCAAGCGUUGCAAGGUGGAUUUGCUCGGAAAACGGACCCGAAUGCGUAAUUCCGCAAGCUUAGUUGAUCAAGCUUGGUUUGAUUGAUAAAGCGGUAUCUAAACAGAUAAGUAGAGUAGUUUUCUAAUCGAUUUCUCAAGUAAAGGAAUCUUUUGAGUUUGCCGUUUCUUAUGGAUCUUGCAUUGUUUUAGUAAUGAACAGGAAUAUGCAUUAACUGUGCAGUUUAUUUUUUGGAAGGAUCUAAUAAUUAUUAUUGAUAAGGAUAAUCGCAAUGAGCUUAGAAAUUAUAAAUUAUCAUGAUGGAAAAAGUUGUCAAAGGUAAAUAGUUUUGACCCAGCGGACUCGAACUGGAACUUGGUGGAGGUGAGACGCACGGUCUUGUGGUAUUUUGUUUUUUGGGCUAUAAUUUAGCUGUAAGUUUGUUCAACUCGGUACCACGUUCCAACAUGGUUACAUGAUGUAUAAUAUGUAAUACUGUGUAUUUGGAAUUGCAUAUUCUAUGAAGUUGGUGUCUAAAAGGUGACUGGUGUUUGGGUGAUGCCCAGAGUGAUAUGUCGGAACCAGAGGUAUUUUCUUUUAUUUUGGUGCCCAAUUAUUUGAAUCGUGUUAAUUGAAGGUCAAACGGUGUUUCUCAUUCAUUUUGUUUUAUAAUACUUGUUGGCAGUUGCCACAGUGUAAUUAACUUCUUUGUAAUACAAUGUAAGCAUCUA